AUGCCAAGCAUUGAAUACAUAAUAACGGCUGAGUUUCAUAUUGAUAAAGGACCUUCAUUAAUUUUUCAAUAUCCUCAUCAAUUACCUGGAUUACAAUAUUUAUAUUUUUUACCAGAAUUAAUGUUACCAGAUCAAAUUCAUAAAAGAAAUGAAGAUUAUACACUUUUUUUACUUUAUAGAAAUUUAACAACUGGAGAAUUCCAAUAUCUUUAUAAUAAAAACACAUGUGAAUCAGAACCUUAUUUUUUAUAUACUAUAGUAUUGAAUUUACAUAAUGAUGAAUAUAAACGAGGGUCACAAGUUAAAAGUUUAUCAAUUGUUACUAAAUUAUCAUUUUUCAAAAAUUUCAAACCAGUCAUGAUGAUUUGUUUGGAUUUAUAUUUUAAAGAAAAUGAUUAUAAUAUUAUUAAACAAUUAUAUACAAGUAUAAAUGAAAAGAGUUUUGUAGUAAGUCGUGACUCUUUAAAUGGAACUGAAAAUGGUGAUAUAAGUUUAAUUAAAAAAUUAUUAAUUACAAGUAUAUUGGAUCUACCUAUUAAUGAUAAAAUUUAUUAUGAUGAAAAUUUUAGGAAUAAAAUUUUGGGAAUUGGUAAGAAUCAAAUUAUAAAUCCUGAUUUAUUUAUAAGAAAAGAUUUAAGUUUUAAUUCAAUUUUAAAUUUUAAUGGAAUGAAUAUACCAAUUAGAAUUCCAAUGAUAAAUUUACCUGAUACUAUUGGUGAUUAUUUAAAUCCAACUGAUUUGAAUUUCAAACCAAAUUUAAUAAAUAUUUUAAAUAGUAAAUUAUCAAGCUCGGUACUAAACAAUGAAUUGACAAUAUAUGGAUUACAAACACCACCAAUAAUUAUAUUAAUUAACGCUAUACUAACGGGGAAAAGAAUAUUAUUAAUGAGUUAUGAAAAUAGUUCAGGAUAUAUAAUUGAUCAUAUACUACUAAUACUUAAACUUAUAACAGGUGGUGGGAUUUUGAGUGGACUUUUAACUAACUAUAAUGUGUUCCCCAUUAUUGAUGUUUCCAAAAUUGAAUUAUUAGAAGAAUGUGAUAGUUUUAUUGCUGGUACAAUAAAUCCAUUUUUCAAAAACAAUGAUAAAUUAUGGGAUUUAUUAUAUGAUUUAGAUUCAAAUGAAUUUAUAAUAAGUUCAAAUAUUGAAACCUCAAGUGAUGGACUAAUCAAAAAUUCAAUCAUUUCUGAAGAUGCAAGAUUUUUAUCAAAUUUACAAUUAUCAAUUUUUAAUUAUAAUGAUGAUUUAACUACUAUUCAAUUAAUUUUUAGAAGACAUAUUAAUGAAAUUAUUAGAAUUUUAUUAAGUUCUAAAAAUUUUAAUAAUAAUUUAAUUCCAAAUAAUAAAGAUUUAAUCUUGUUGCUUGAUGGAAUAGGAUAUUUUUGGCCAAGUGAUAGUACAAAACUUUUAGAAAUAUCAUGUUAUCAAUUAAUUUCAAAAAAAUUUCAAGAUUUAUUAUAUAAUGAAAAAUUAAUUUAUAAUUUAAUUUUACCCAAUUUAUCUAAUGAGUUAAGUUUAAUGAUUGAUUUACAUUAUCAUUUACAAAGUUUAAGUAAUGUAUCAAUAAGUACUAAAAUAAAUGAAAGAGAAAUAUGGUUUAAUAUUUUAAAAUUUUUAAUAAGUGGGAAAUCUUUGGAGAUUUUUUUAUUAAUUACUUAUUUAAUCCCACCAAGUAGUUCAACAAGUUUACAAAGUUCAACAGCUCACGGAGGUAAUUUAACAAUAUUUGAUAAAAAUAAAGGAAUUGAAUUAUUAUUAAUUAAUUUAUUUAAUUUUGAUGAUCAAAUUAAAUCAAACAUUAUUAUGAUAUUACAAGAAUUAGAAGAUAAUUUCUUGUGUGGUUGGUGUAUUGAUUUAUUUUUGAAAAAUAAUUUGAUUUAUGAAAUUGCAUUUAAUGAAUUAGUUAAUUCAUAG
Lodderomyces jiufengensis is the source of this 1914-nucleotide messenger RNA. It is a transcript of the gene MEA1, whose product is annotated as Mea1p. Lineage: Eukaryota; Fungi; Ascomycota; Pichiomycetes; Serinales; Debaryomycetaceae. The record is from RefSeq and is a predicted model, not a curated record. Bases 1 to 1914 code for a protein of 637 amino acids. The transcript has a single exon. Gene Ontology annotation, cellular component: plasma membrane; cellular bud neck. Gene Ontology annotation, biological process: cellular bud site selection; actin cortical patch localization.